Messenger RNA from Diprion similis, 2023 nucleotides. Its product is annotated as ankyrin repeat domain-containing protein 13C. The transcript has 10 exons. NCBI's taxonomy places the organism in Eukaryota, Metazoa, Arthropoda, Insecta, Hymenoptera, Diprionidae. Bases 334 to 1692 code for a protein of 452 amino acids. Gene Ontology annotation, cellular component: cytoplasm. The record is from RefSeq and is a predicted model, not a curated record. Gene Ontology annotation, molecular function: protein binding.
CAUCUCCGGCAUGUUCUGCAGUAAAUCGACGACAGUUCGUCAAUGUGAUUGCACUGUAUCGUCGCUGAAACUCGUUGCGAGUUAAUUAAACGUUAAACGUUAAACGUCACCGCAUUCAACGUCGACGACGCGACGGCAGUAUCAGCAGCCAGAGUAAAGUAACAGUGAUGAGAAUGGGAGUGGAACGGAUACGAAGAUAAGGAUGACGAUCGACGCCGGAUAUUAUCCGAGCUUUAAUUUUAAUAGCCGGAGUAAAACGUCAUUGAUCGCCGAUUAGGGACGAUCAAGAAUCGCAUGCAGCUACAGGCCUCGCGUAAUUAGGGAAGAACAAACAUGGCGGAAACAUCGGUCGAGCCUUAUCCACUUCACAAAUCUAUUUUUCACGGAGACGUCAAGGAGCUGAGCUACCUCAUAAGGACUCACGAUAUCGCCGAAAAGGACAAGCAAGGAAAUACUCCGCUGCAUCUGGCUGUUAUGUUAGGAAGAAAAGAAUGUGUUCAAUUACUACUUGCACACGGAGCUCCGGUUAAAGUGAAAAACCUUGCUGGAUGGAGUCCUCUUGCCGAAGCUAUUAGCUAUGGAGAUAGACAAACUAUAUCAUUGGUCGUUAGGAAAUUGAAACAACAAGUAAGAGAACAAAUGGAGGAGAGAAGACCAAAUCUAGUUGAAGCACUUAGGCAAAUGGGAGACUUCUACAUGGAACUUAAAUGGGAUUUCCAAAGUUGGGUUCCCCUAGUAUCCAGAAUACUUCCGUCUGACAUUUGUAAGAUACAUAAAUCAGGGGCGUCGAUUCGCAUGGACACAACGUUUGUUGAUUUCAACGACAUGAGAUGGGAGAGAGGCGACAUUUCGUUCAUAUUCAACGGCGAUCAAAAGCCGAGUAAAUCUCUCACUGUUUUAGACAACAAAGCGAAACUCUAUCAGCGAGUGAGAUACGAGGAAACUGACGACGAGAUAGAGGACGAAGUGGAUAUUUUAAUGUCAAGUGAUAUUAUGGCCGUCCAAAUGUCGACUAAAGGAAUUUCGUUCUCUCGUGCUCAAACUGGAUGGAUCUUUCGAGAAGAUAAAAGAGAAAUGGUGGGACCAUUUCACGCUGAUUUUUAUCAAAUCAACGGCAUGGUGCUGGAGAGCAGGAAGAGGCGAGAACAUUUGAGCGAGGAAGAUCUUCAGAAAAAUAAAGCAAUUAUGGAAUCGCUAACCAAAGGCAGUUUUCAGGGCUUCCCGAACGGUGAGCCGCCAGCUAGAAGACCGUCGCUGAAUCCGCCUUCAGAGCCUCAUGUUAGUUGGGAAGAGUACUCGACGGCGUUACCUGGUCAAUGUCCAACGCUGGGUCGAACGCUCGCCUAUAAAGAAAGUAGUAAAUCGUUCAAAGCGACAGUUGCAAUGAGUCCGGAUUUUCCAUUGACCGUCGACAUGCUGCUCGACGUUCUAGAAGUUAUCGCCACUUUCAAGCAUUUUAGUAAACUCAGACAAUUUGUACUGAUGAAGUUACCGCCGGGAUUUCCUGUCAAGAUUGAUAUUCCCAUACUGCCCACAGUGACUGCAAAAAUUACAUUUCAAGAAUUUGUAUUCAGAAACGACAUUCAACCUGAAUUAUUUCAAGUUCCGUCGGAUUACUUCGAAGACCCCAUGAGGGGCUAUGGAGCGUAUUUGUCGAUGAUGAUGAUUCUGCACACAGCGUCCUGUGUCUGAAGGUUUCCAGAUUUAUGACGCCUUGACAUCUCAGCUGUAUUCGAGAUGAAUUACUGGACGAGUUUGGAGCUAGACUCCGAACUAGUAGAUCCUUUAGGAGCAAACUUCGACGAUAGAUGUUUCGUUCACCUUGUGGUGUUUAUCGAUUAAUCGACGACUGUCCGAGCGCAGGAGAAAUUUAGUCACACAAACGGAUAUCGGACUGUUGAUUAUUAUCGUCAUUUGAGAGAUUAACAUACGCGAGAAUUCUUGUCAAAACAGAAGUAACUAAUGUACAAAUAUCGUUUGCUCUUUUGCAUCUCGCGGACGAGAAGAUUUUUUCUUCUUGUUU